Messenger RNA from Vespula pensylvanica (western yellowjacket), 5877 nucleotides. RefSeq names its product insulin receptor substrate 1 (gene chico). Gene Ontology annotation, cellular component: plasma membrane; cytosol. Gene Ontology annotation, molecular function: insulin receptor binding; phosphatidylinositol 3-kinase binding. Lineage: Eukaryota; Metazoa; Arthropoda; Insecta; Hymenoptera; Vespidae. Bases 1 to 3684 code for a protein of 1227 amino acids. Gene Ontology annotation, biological process: insulin receptor signaling pathway. The record is from RefSeq and is a predicted model, not a curated record. The transcript is spliced from 10 exons.
AUGUCUUCGGGCAACAGAGGUUUGGUCUCCCCCUCAGGUGGGCCAAUUGUAUGCUGCGGACAUUUGAAAAAGCUGAAAACCUUGAAGAAGAAGUAUUUUAUCUUGAGGGGCGAGGCACCGGGAUAUCCCGCUUGUUUGGAAUAUUAUGACAGCAAGAAGAAGUUCGAAAGCAAGCAGUCGCCUAAACGCAGCAUCCUGCUGCACAGCUGCUUCAAUAUCAACAAGCGCGUCGACACGAAGCACAAGCACGUCAUAGCGUUGUACACGAAGGACGAAUGCUUUUGUUUGAUUCUCGACAACGAAAAGGAACUGAAUGAGUGGUUAAAAGCAAUGCUGCUCCUCCAGAGCGGCGAUGUUCCCGACGGAGAACAGCCUCGCCCCACGUUCGAACAUGUGUGGCAAGUUACUAUGCAGAAGAAAGGACUUGGAGAACGAAAAAAUAUCAAUGGACCGUAUAGGUUAUGUCUCACAGAUCGCACUCUAAGUCUAGUAAAAAUUGGAGCCCAAGGCAACUCUGAUUCCAUUGAAUUUUCUUUAAUCUGCAUCAGGCGGUGCGGUUAUAUGGAACGCAUCUUUUAUAUGGAAGUUGGUCGAUCCGCAGUAACGGGAGGUGGUGAAUUUUGGAUGGAAGCUGAAGAUAAUAACAUUGCGCACAAUAUGCAUGCUGCAAUAUUAAAUGCAAUGAGUAAUUCCAAUACCUGUAAAGACGAGGUUGGGCCUCGUCAAAGGAUGCGUAGUUCCUCUGCGAACGAAGCUAGUAAACCCAUCUCUGUGCUUCAACGACGGCAUACAGGGCAAAAACUUCAUAGCUUCUCGCCUCUAGAGGAACAAAGGACGUGCAAGGAACAGGUGGAUCCGUUGCAGGAACAGACCACUACUGCCUCUGCCCCCGCACAGUGUAGUCAAUCUCAGAGUACUUCUUCCAAUACAUUCACGGCCGUUGCCGGUACCGGGGCUGGGACUGCUGGGAUUGCCUCGAUUAAUGUCAACUGUGCCACUGCUACUAGACGUCGUCAUUCGGUAGCAAGUCAUCCCCAUUCCGUCAAUAAUUCCCAAUCCGCUCAUGUCACAACAAGUACAACUACUACAACGACAACCAUCACCAUUACAACGACCGCCACCGCAACCACUACAACCACAACCGCAAUAAUAUCCCAUCAGAGAACCCUGUCGCUGCCCUUAGCUGCUGUUAUUAUCAAUCAAACGCAAUCAUCCAAAAGAUCUGUUUUACGCUGUACCACCGGACGUGACAGAUGCGACAGUUUGCCAUCAAGAGCUCGGACAACGAGCGAAUGUCAUCCAGGCACGGUUGUUUUGAGUCAUCCUAGAAGUUCUCAUUUCAUAUCUCACGUACCAAGACCUCACUCUAUGUAUGGACGAGGUCUAUCUUAUUCUCCGCCAGUUUCUUCAAUGCCGAUCAGUCCAGCCUCAGGAGCAUGCUCGACCGAUUCAGCUGGGUCUUCUCUUUCUAUGGAGGAUGGUGGUGAAAAUAUCUUAGAAGAAGGUACCGGCUCGAGAUACGGUCAUUCUUUGACUCCUGACGAGCCGGUUAUUUUAGAAGAGAAUGGUGACGAUUAUGCUCCGUGGUCUACGACGCAUUCGCAUCAUAAAUACUCGUCAAACUUUAAAUCCCAUUCUCCAUCACAGCAGAGUUCCUAUGUAGAAAUGUAUAGUCCUUGUGGUUCGAGUCCUGGACGUAGUGCAGCUUACAUGCCGAUGAGUCCAGCGACGACAGCUCAUUCCCAUUCUCGCGCAUCGUCUCUCGUGGAGGAGACAAAUGUUUUACCUGAUGGUUAUGUUCCAAUGGCGCGUGUUGGCGAUGAUGGUUAUGUAGAUAUGGAUCCAUCGACCAGUCAUAAUGGUCAUUUCCCGGAUGACAUGUCGCAACACGGUGGUAGCAGUUGCUCCGUAACUUCCGGCACACCUAGUACAGAUUUACGUUUCUCCGAAUAUCACUUAGAUAAAGUAACCAGCUUCCUUGCACCAGGGGAAGAUCUGCAAGCUAGACCAACUAGGGCAUAUUCAGUUGGAUCUAGACCAGAACCGACUAAUAAGCAUCGUAAAAAUAGAUUAGAUAUUACUCAGCAGGAAGCAAGUAGAGUGAGAGCAUUCUCUGUAGGCAGUCGUUCAAAGAGACCCGAACUUUGCAGAUUAGCUAAUAUAGUUACGACUCCUUUGCCAUCUAGUUCGGAUAAUUCCAAUUCAAAUAAAUCAAAUUCAGCACCCUUAUUAUCCAGUUCUUGGGGUCAUAAUUCUGGUUGUUCUGGUGCCUCCGAGCGAAUGGAAGAUCUUAUGGAAUUAGACUUUACGAGACAAAGCGUUCCAGCUACUCUUUCCUCUCCCCCUUCUUCUUAUUCACAGUCACAAUCACAAUCACAAUCAUAUUCUACUGCCACCACCGAUACUAGUUCCUACGUCGAUAUGUCUCCUGGACAACCGCCUACAUCGACCACUGCCUCGUACGUCGACAUGAGCGGCUUAAAUAAGAUCAAUCGUAAUAAUAACAAUAAUUCUAUCACUGCCAAUCAGAACCAUAGUCACAUUCAUGUAUCAUCUUCGGCUUCUACACACAAACCCGUCAUAACGACCUUAAAACCGGUGGAAGAAGCAGAGGGUUUAUAUAUGAAAAUGGACGGUAAUAUGGAGGAUUGGUCACUAUCAGGCGCAAGUCCCAAACAAAUUCCAUCUCCUAUGCAGGAAGACUGCAUUCAAACGAACGGUCCACCAGGCGGUGCAAGAACAGCUCCGGUUGAUUUACCUCAGCCUAGACGACCUCCUGAAGGAUACGUAGAAAUGUCUUUUAAGGCUAGGCCAAGUUUAGAACAAGAUUAUAUUAAUAUAAGUAUGGGCAUGAUUGGACGGAACAACCGAAGAGUACGGGUCAAUAGUCGCAAGGAAAAAUCACGUUCUCAGCCAAUCGCCAUUCAAGCUGGAAGUAAACCGUCAAAAACUCCCAGUUUCUUACCUCUUAACGGCAGCCCAACAUCGGAAAGUCUAGCGAGUACACCAGCUUCUCCUCCGCGCGCUACGCCUACUGGCUCAUCGGCUACUAUUUUUCCCUUUUCUUUGAAUAGUCCUCAAUCUCCUAUAAAACCAUUUACGCAAAAACCUGAUGACUCUUCAAGGAUGGAUAUGAAUGACUCGAAGAAUAAUGAUUAUGAUACGACGAUUGAUAAUACGAUGAAAAAAGUUAACAACGUUAAUACUGUUUCGAUGGCGGAUACAAAUAAUUCACUAUCAAAAAUCAUUAACGACGAACCACCUAGUCCUAGCACAGAUCCAACACGGAUUAUAUCAAACUCGUUAUCAUCACAAGAAUGCUCGUUGAGUUCAUUAACAAAAAAAUUUGCCGAUCUUACGGUAUCGAAGCCACGAUUAGUUACUGCGUCACCUAAUACUAGUCCGACGUUAUCAAGUUUUAAAACUGCUGUGCUGCAACAAAAAUCAUCAUCGCCAAAAUUCAUUGACGAAACGCCGAUACAAACGCCCACGUCUACUCCAACUCCCACGCCUAGUCCUCUGGAUAAUGAGGGUUACGAGAAACUACAACCUGGUGCAACUGUUUUGCAUUAUGCUAGCUUGGAUCUACCAGAACUUGCUAACGUGGCACCCGUAUCGCCCGCAUCUGUUCAGGAAGGUUUCAGUUAUGCCGAGAUUGACUUUACAAAACUGAAACAAAAUUAAUGCAACUUUCAUGACCAGAAGCAUGCCGUUGUAUUUUACAAUAUUUACAUCAGAGCUCUGCGUGUUCGCGAUUCUAAUAGUAAGCAGACAGUAUCUUUGACGGUUCUACCGUCAAAUUCUAUCCUAUAUUAGUUCGAUGAAAGUAAUUGAAUUCAUGCAAGGUUCCGGGUACCAGCUGUAUAUAAUUUAUUUCUUUUAUCCCAGCCUGAGAUAUAAUUGUUUAUCAGCUUUCGUAAAGCGUCUAGGAUUUCUUUUUUUCUUUUUCUUUUUCUUUCUCUCUCUCUCUCUCUCUCUCUCUCUUUUUUUUUUUUUUUAUUACUUGCACUUAUAAUUCUGGUAAAGCAUUUGGACGUCGUUAUUGUAUGAGAAGAUGUUUAUUCGUAUUAUUUUUAUGAAAAAAACAAAUCUAUUGCAUGUACAAUAAUGCAUGUGUAACGUAAUAUGCAUUAUUGUGAGAAAAACAUAAAUCUUGGAUCUGAUGUGCACAUGAUUGUGCGAAAAAAGAAUAACUUAGGCAGUUAUAGUUUAAAUAAUGUAUAUAGAAUUUGUUUACAGCAUUAUGACAUUCCAAGAUAGAUACUUUCUCAGAUUAAAAUCUUUUAAUUCAAGUUAAUAGUCCACAUGCAAUUUAACGUGAAGUAUCUUUUAUAUAUUUGGCUUUGGAAGUUGUAUUAGAUAGCAUACUAAUUUUACAACUUUUAGAUCUUUUGUGAAUACGUUUUAUGUUGGAAGAGUGUUGCAUGUCAUCAGUGUAAUUUUUUGUAAUUAUUUAAAAAAACAAAAAAAAAAGCAAAAAAAAAACAAAAAUUAUUUUUAACUAAUUUGUAAUUAUAUGUAACUAGUUAAUUAUAUAUAUCAUUUUUCUGGUAAGAAUGAUAAUUUUAUAAAUGUGUUACGAACUGCCGGAUACAUACAAUGCGACAAUGUAAUGACACUACCAGAAAUAUAAGAGCAUAAAUUGCUUUUUUUAACACUGUUUUCAAAUAUUUUUCAUAUAAUGAAAUAUCUGCUAAUAGGGCGUCGAUAAGUCACAGUAAUCUAUAUUACAGACAAAUAGACGUACCGUGCAGCGUGGUAUAUAUAUGUUAUCUGCUUUUUCGUAUAAAUUAUGAAAUAUCGGAAUACCUUGAGGUAAACCUGAAUAUACAAAUAUAUAUAUAUAUAAAUAAAUAUAUAUAUAUAUAUAUAUAAUGUACACAUAUGUGUGUAUGUAUAUAUAUUUCCACAUAUGCAUACAUAUUUACUGGGUAUUCUGUGAAAAAGGGUACAAUCGGAAAAAGUGGUGAUUGCUUGUUUAAAAAUAACUAGAAGCGGAAAAGAAUGAAUGUUUUUUAGCUUAAUAAACGUUCGAGAUCUUAAUUACACAUGUAAAAAGAAAAAAAGAGAAAAAAAGAAAUGAAGAUAGAAAUUUAGCUAUUAUUAGGUAUUCUUGUCUAUUGACUACGAUGACUAUAAAUUAUAUCGGCGCCGUUGAUAUUGAUUUGAUUAUGCAUUAGUUUCUAUAGAGUAUAUAUACGCUAUGAUAUUAUGCUUGUUAAGCUACAAGUAGCGUUAAAGAUUUUCGUAACUCCUUGCUAUUUUUAAUGUCACGUUGACGUGAAUCGUUUUUAAAUUGGUGAUCAUUUUUUUGUCGGUUAUACCUUAACUUGCAGUAUACCGCGUAUAUACAUAUGCAUCGUCCAAAUAAUGCUAUAAAUAUAUAAAUAAAUAUAUAUAUAUAAAUAUAAAUACUAUAAUAUUAAGUAUAACAAUAUAUUAAUAAAUAAUAAACGCGCAAUGUAUAUGUACAUAUAUAUCGCGGUCGUACGAUUACUAUACAUCCUUUAGAUAAUGUUUCCCAUAUACUUCUUUAAAGUUUUACACUUCUAUUUUUUGCAAAAGCAAAUAAUUUUAAUAUUUAAGUAUUUAAUAUCAUUUUGUUAUGUUUCUAUUUUGCUUCUUAGAUGAGACAUCUAGAGAUAUUUGUCGUACAUUUUUUUACUUUUUACUCGGCAAUUAUCUCCGAAUUGAAAUAUGUAAUUUUUAAUUUUUAGUUUAGUUAUCUAAUACAUUGCGAUUCGAUUCAUUUGAGAAAUAGAAAGUUGACUUCAAAUAGAUGUGUAUUUAUAUUUGAGUAAGCUUCGAUUUAUGUAAUGCGCGUAUUAAUGCUAGAAAUCAUAUAAAUAAACAAAUAUGUGAACAAGUCUGAUAAUA